ACCACCUACAACUAGUUUGACAGCUCGGUCUUUUCCUGUGCUCACGCGCAGAGCAGCAGCUACAGUCAGCUGGGCUCCCGCUUCUCUCUUUGUGCUCUCAGUUUUAUUAGGAUGUGUGCCUCUUGCGUCUCCUGCUGGUUAUGAGGAAUUUCACGCGCCCGUAGCUUUGGCCACUUUUUUCCCUCUUGGACCUUUUUUGUUUGGUGUUGGUGUUGUUUUUUUUUUUUUUCUUUUCGUUGACGAAGGGGACGUCAGUCAAACAUGUCGAAGAGCGCGGAGGAGGUGAACAAGCUGACAGAAAGUACAUACAAGAAUGUGAUGGAUCAGUUCAACCCAGGACUGAGGAACCUUGUCAACCUGGGAAAGAACUAUGAGAAAUCCGUGGCUGCAAUGACCCUGGCGGGAAAGCUGUAUUUUGAUGCUGUGUCUAAGAUUGGGGAGAAUGCUGCAGUCUCUCCAGUCUCCAGAGAAUUAGGUGCAGUGCUGAUGGAAAUCUCAGAGGUCCACAGGAAAGUUUAUUUUGAGCUGGAAGAACAUUUUAAGAGGUUCCACAGGGAGAUAAUAACCGAGCUGGAGAAAAAGACUGAAAUGGAUGUCAAAUACAUGACAGCCACAUUUAAGAGGUACCAGACAGAGCACAAGAUGAAGCAGGACAGUCUGGAGAGGUCCCAGUCAGACCUGAAGAAACUGAGGAGAAAGAGCCAAGGCAAGAACGCCAACAAGUACGAGAGCAAGGAGAGCGAGUGCCUGGAAACGUUGACAAAUCGUCAGAUGGACAUGCAGUUGUUCAUUGCAGACAACUGUAAGGAGGCUCUCCUGGAGGAGAAGAGACGCUUUUGCUUCCUGGUGGACAAACACUGCAUGUUCUCCUAUCAGUUCGCUUCCUUCCAUGACAAGGCCAGAGACAUUCUGACGGCAAAGCUGAGCAACUGGCAGGACCAGUGCAACGAUGCCACCAACAUUCCUGAGAGCAUGUUGUCAAUGAUCGAGGGACUGCGUGUGCCCGUCUCCAUCACACCGAUGCCCUCUCCCUCCCCGUCACAGCGCAGCCUGAGCAUGACUGCUCCCCCGGCUCCACCUCUGAAGGCUCAGAUCAGCCCUCUGGCUAACAUGUUCACCCAGGAGAACAACACUACCAGUGCAGUCAACACUACCAACAACAGCAUAGACCAUAGGAACAGUGAGGACAACAGUCUUGGCAGGUCUGUGUCUGUUGCAGCAGGCCUCAAUAAUGUGGUGAAGAGGCCACGUGUGCGCACCAUCUUUCCCCACAAUGCCGGCAACAACACCACACUGCUCAGCUUUGACGAGGGAGAUGUUAUCAUCCUGCUCAUUCCUGACGAGAGAGACGGGUGGAUGUACGGCGAACUGGAAAAGACUGGAAAGAGGGGCUGGUUCCCUUCAUCUUACUGCCGUGCACUCUCGGAGCCACUCGUGAAUGACAAUAAUGUGUCUGCUGCACCAUACCGUAGCAGGAGCGUGGUCAACCUGCACCAUCAGGACACGGAGACGGACGAGGCGACCAUGGUGCUCCCUCCGGCAGACUACACCAACAACCCACAGCGCAACGGCAUCAACAACAAUACAACCACCAGCACCGUCACCACAAAUAACCACAAGCACUCUCCCACGCCCUCUGCAGCCUCCUCCUCCUCGUCUGAUCCCAAUACGGCAGCCCAGCCUAAUGGCAUCUCGAGACCUACACCUGCUUACCUGGUGGGAGGAAACCCGUUCUCCACAGUCAGGCUACGUCCAACCGUCACCAAUGACCGCUCUGCACCAGUCAUCUGAUCUGUCCACAUUUUCCACUCACCAACCUUCCUGUCAUCUACCCAUGAUGUGCUACUCUACCCUGCCUGUAGUCCUGCAUCGUCUCCUGGCUGAAACCAAACAAAACAUGACCCAGCACUAAGGAAAAAAAAAAAAGACACUUGAAUGUGGGAUCCCCUUACUGCUGCAAACUCCCGUAUGGAAGUAUUUUGGGACCAUUUUAUUUACAGAACAGAUGCUCAUAUUUAAGAUAUAUUUUCUAAGUCUAUUUUUUCCUUCUCUUUGUGUUUUUAUUUAAAAGACCACAAACUUACCUGGACUUAAGAAAUAGAUGGUCAAAAGAAAAUGUUGCAAUGUAUUUAUACUGUUUCUUGUUAAUCAUAAAAAAUCUUUUUUUUUUUUUGUUGCCAUAGGACAGUAGAAGAAUGUACUGUAGAGGACCUCUGUACUUCACCUGCAGGUCUUUACAAAAGGUGCAACUCAGUGUCAAUGCUAAAGUGCUUUUCUUUGUCAUGAGGAGAAAAAUAAUUCAAGCAUUUAAAGAGAUGGAUCCAAAAACACAAACACGUGAUCUUUAUCCUUCAUUCUGUCUUGUAGAUUAAUUUGUAUAAAUGCUAUGAAUAUUGUCCGUUACCAACUAACUUCACUUUCUGUAGAGCUAGAUGAUAGUGGAGAGACCUUUGCCUUUAUGACACAUAACGGUACCAACUGUAAAUUAUUUACCUGUGGACAUGAGUUAUGACAAUCACCUCAUCUUCACAUAUACAGUGCAAUCGGUUCUGCUUUAAUCAUUACACAUGGCAUUUUAAGACCAGGCUUUUUUUUUUUUGGUCAUCUCUGGUCCACAUUGCACCUUUAAUAAAACUUCUGUAUGAAAAAUAAAGAUUUCUUCAAUUUUAGCUUGUCAUGCAUUCCUUUGUUUAUAUCAAAAGUAACAGUAUAUUUCAGCUCAUUUACAGGCGCUGUGUGAAAAUCAGAUCAAAGAAGCGGUCAAGCCCUUAAGUAGCAUUCAUUUUUAAUUACAGUAACUGAUAUAAAAGUAAGAACCUCAAUCAUAUACAGUAAGCGUGCGUAGUGUGUUCUCUAAAGCAAGAAGAUUUUUGUUAUUACUCCCACUCAGUUAUAUUUCUUUCUUCUGCCACAGAUGGUUAUAUAACAUGUUGCAGUGAUGGAAGACUGACAUGGAAACACUGCAGAUACAGGGACAAAGACAUUCUUGAUCGAUUGUCUGGCUGGAACAAAUGGGGCAGGGUGACUUGUCACAGAGUACUAAGAUAAAAAUCCAGAGAGUAUACACAUAGAUUUCUUCAGCGUUUGCUCUCAGCAUGCUUCUUUGAAGUGACACUCCAACCAUGAAAGGAAGAGUCUGCACUUGUUCCUCUUAAAGUAGGAAGUCGAACAGUGACUGAGGUUGUAAAGUCGAGGGCGUUUCAGAUUGUAUAUAUUGUACCUGAGGUCUGCAUUGGCCCUGGAAAAGCACAACCCAGCAGAAUAAUCAAACAAAUGUUCAGUGCAAAUAUGGCCCCAUGAACUAAUAUCAACAAAAACAGAGAAAAUGCUGCAGACUUUGUCUGACGAGUCCAUAGUUUGACAGACAGUUCAUGUCCAGCGUUCCUUACACAACAGUUUUUAAACAUGCCGUGUUAUUCCAUGUGACGUACACAGCCAAAAAAAAAAAAAAAAAAAGUUUGAAUUUCCUGAAAAAU
This is a messenger RNA of Monopterus albus (swamp eel), 3476 nucleotides long. It is a transcript of the gene baiap2l1b, whose product is annotated as BAR/IMD domain containing adaptor protein 2 like 1b. NCBI's taxonomy places the organism in Eukaryota, Metazoa, Chordata, Actinopteri, Synbranchiformes, Synbranchidae. The record is from RefSeq and is a predicted model, not a curated record. Gene Ontology annotation, cellular component: cytosol; nucleoplasm. Bases 262 to 1791 code for a protein of 509 amino acids. Gene Ontology annotation, biological process: actin crosslink formation; plasma membrane organization; positive regulation of actin filament polymerization. Gene Ontology annotation, molecular function: protein binding. The transcript is spliced from 14 exons.